Closterium sp. Yama58-4 is the source of this 522-nucleotide messenger RNA. NCBI's taxonomy places the organism in Eukaryota, Viridiplantae, Streptophyta, Zygnematophyceae, Desmidiales, Closteriaceae. The record is from the annotation of a GenBank genome assembly.
AUGGUGAACACAUGGGAUACAGCACCGUUCAAGUGCUGCACCGCACAUAAAAGGAGGUCAUCACCUGUACUCCCCGCUCACAUCACCUCCUGUCCCGCACUCCCACACUCCCCCUCUCCCGCACUCCCACUUUCCCGCACUCCCACACUCCCCCUCUCCCGCACUCCCACCUUCCCGCACUCCACACUCCCGCACUCCCCACUCCCGCACUCCCCGCACGCAAACUCCCACACUCUCCCCCUCGUGCCUCGGAGGGGCAUCAGUACCUGCGGAGCGCACGAGCAGCAGGGAGUGCGGCGAGAGGCGGCAGGGGCGGCCGAAGCAGUAGCAGGCGAUGGGGACCAAGGAGAGCGCGCCUCCAGGGAGGAACGAGAGGCUCGCUCUCGUGCGACAGCAGCGACGCCCUCGCGUCGCCGCAGCGGUCGUCGCUCAUCGCGCGCGUCGUCGGAGGGAGCAGACGCGGGGGAGGCGCGCGGAAAGAAUCGGCGCGGACGAAUCGGCGGAAGAAUCGGCGCGGAGUAA